AUGCCCGCGCGAUCGUGGGCGGGCGCUGUAGCGCUGCGCUUGUCGCGAGGUGGCGGAGCCGCGGGGCCGGCCUUCCGCGCGCCAGCGGCCCUCCUGCGCGCGAGACUGCUCUGUAAGACAGGCAGCGGUAUCUUGCGCACACGCUGUCACCCUUGCUCCCUUCCGCCUCUCGUUUUCGCUCCUCCCUGCGCCGUCCCCGUCAUCUCUUUCCCAGUUCCUCACGCUUCCCUGUCUCGUCCCGUUUCUCCUAUUCCGCCCCUCACCGCUUCUCAUCCCCUUCCCCCUCUCCGCUGUCCCCGCACCAGCGACUCUCUCCGCGUCAUCCGCGCCAUCCGCGCCAUCCGCGCCAUGCGCACCUGCCGCGACAACCACCGCAUCAACACCAUCGGUACCACCAUCGGUACCUCCAUCCUCCUCCUCCCCACCAUCGCCAGCGCAAGAGCUGCCUUCGCUCCCGUCCCGUGUGGCGUCGCUCGUCCAAUGGCUGCAGGAGAAUGGCGGGCAUGCAGGUGCCAUCGCCGCGCCAUCGCAGUGACCCCUGACUCCCACGGCGGCCUCUGUCUCACCACCAGCCGCAGCGUGGGCAAAGGCGAGCUGCUCCUCUCCGUGCCUCCCCGCCUGCAGCUCGGCCGAGCCUGGCCCGCAGGCUCGGAAGUGGCAGGAGGCAAGGGGAGAGAAGCGAGAGAAGGAGCGGAAGGAGCAGGAGGGGCGGGAGGAGGAGAGGCGGAGGAGGAGGCGAGGGCCUUUGUGGCAAUUAGCAAGAUGGGACAGCUGGUGCCAUCGUCCCUCUGGUCGCUCCGCCUGGGCCUGCACUUGCUGCACCAGCAGAGGCGACAUGCAACCCCCGACACUCUCACAACUCCCGUAGCAUCUUCAUCCUCCUCCCUAUCUCCCCCCUCCUCCCCAUCCUCUCCCUCCUCCCCGUCCUCUCCCUCCUCCCCCUCCUCCGCUACCCCCGCCACUCCUCCUCCUCCCCCCUCCCCGCCUCUCCCUGCCCCCCACUGGGACCCCUACAUCGCUCUCCUCCCGCGCUCCCUCUCUCUCCCCAUCUUCUUCUCGCCUGCUGCUGUCGCUGCUCUCGGCUACCCGCCACUGCAGGCCGAGUUGGCCAAGCGCAGCACGUUCCUGCGUCGCUUCGCCUCUGAGUUCCUGCCACACGUGGUGGACUCGCUGCAGGCAUCCCAGCGCUGCCGCCUCUUCGGAAAUGAGCCAGCCUCCCCUUCGGACCUUGCAUGGGCCAUGGGCUGUGCCUCCUCCCGUGCCUUCCGAGUGCCUACAAUCUUGGGGGAGAGAAAGGGAGAUCAGGGCGAUAGUGGGGUGUUGGAUGGAAGAGGAGGAGGGAGUGUGGGGAAGGAGGAGAAGGAAGGGGGAGGUGGGGGUGGAGAGGGGGUGAAGAGGAGGAGAGGGGAGGAAGGCGAAAGGGUGUUUUUGCCGGUGAUUGAUUUGGCGAAUCAUGAUGCCAAUCCAACGGCUAAGAUCUCUCUCUUGCCAGAUGGCACUGCAGAGCUCCGCGCUCUCCUCCCACUACCCCCCAGGCACGCCAUAAGCAUAGACUACGGCCAUCUCUCCACGGACCUCUUUCUCCUGGAUUAUGGCUUUGUGCCUGAAAACAACGCCUACGACACCCUCCCCAUGGCCUACGGCCUUCCCCUCAUUGAAGCUGCCCGCGCUGCUGCUGGGCUCGAUGGGUGGGAUGGGCGCGAUGGGGGGGAGCAGCAGGGGGGAAAGGGAGGACGAGGGGCGAGGGAGACGGGAACGGGAACUGGAGAGGGGAAGGCAGAUGCGGAGAACGAGACGGGGAGAGAGGAGAGGGGAGAGGAGAAGAGGGUCAGGAGGCUAGAAGGGCCUUUGGAUCCGGAGGCAGGGGGAGGGGCCCGGGUGCGCAUGGAAGUGAUUGCAAAGCUGGGCUUAUCCGGGCCUCAUGCAGACAGAAAGAUGAACCUGGGCGGGCCUGGUCACAUAGACCCUCGCUUGCUGGCCGCUCUGAGAGUGCUGUAUGCUCCAGCUUCGGUGGAUGUGAGGCAGGUACCGCUGCAGGAGCUGCAGGGGUUGGAUGCGGUGGAGAGGCUUGGGCGGGAGUGUGAGCAGAAGACAGUGAGGACGCUGCUGGGUCUGUGCUUUAUCUUUCUGCAGAGCUUCUCCCGCGUGCCUCCUGCUGAGGCUGCUGCUGCUGCUGCUGCUGCUGCUGCAGACAAGCCUACAAAAGGUACAGCCGCUGCCACUGCUGAUGGUGCUGGCGCUAAUACAACCACUGGCAGCGCUGCUGCUGAUUCCAGUGCAGCAGCAGCGGUGCGGCUGGCAGCCGAGGCGGCAGGAAUGGAGAGUGGCGCAGCAGAGAGGGCUAUAGGCGGGAUGACGGCGCAGGAAGCACGGCUGGUGGAGGCGUUUCGAGCGGAUAAGAGAGGGCUCGUGCUGCGAGUGAUGUCGUUCCUGCAGGGGCGACUGGAUAAGUGA
Molecule: messenger RNA, 2454 nt
Organism: Closterium sp. NIES-65
Lineage: Eukaryota; Viridiplantae; Streptophyta; Zygnematophyceae; Desmidiales; Closteriaceae
Source: the annotation of a GenBank genome assembly